Amphibalanus amphitrite is the source of this 1266-nucleotide messenger RNA. RefSeq lists its product as uncharacterized. The coding region runs from base 1 to 1266 and encodes 421 amino acids. Gene Ontology annotation, biological process: DNA integration. The transcript has a single exon. The record is from RefSeq and is a predicted model, not a curated record. Lineage: Eukaryota; Metazoa; Arthropoda; Thecostraca; Balanomorpha; Balanidae. Gene Ontology annotation, molecular function: nucleic acid binding.
AUGAGACACGAGUUGUGGGUGCGCAACGACGACGUCAUCCUGAGAGGAGCCCAACAAGUUGUUGUGCCCGUUCAGCUCCGCCGCAGAUACCUGGAGCUGGCGCACAGCGCGCACGACGGAAUCGUCCGCACGAAACAGGCGCUGCGGAAUCUGGCGUGGUGGCCCGGCAUCAACCGUGAGGUGGAGGAGCUGUGCCGAAGUUGCGAGCGCUGCCAGCACAGCGACGCAGUCCUCUCCCAGCGCGCACGCCCUGCGCCCAUGCAGCCAGUCGACCUGCCGGACCGCGCCUGGUCGAAACUGGGAAUGGAUAUCGUUGGUCCAAUCAACGGAGCACCAGCGACUGCCCGUUACGCCAUCACUCUGAUUGACUACAGAAGCAAAGGGGCGGAAGUCUGCCUGACGUCAUCGACUGAGACUGAAGACGUCAUCAAGUUCUUGUCAACUGUGUGGGCCAAAGAGGGCUAUCCUGACGAGAUCGUGACGGACAAUGGGCCCCAGUUCACGAGCAGGGAGUUCACUGCGUAUCUGGCCGCCCGAGGGGUGAAGCACACCAAAUCGUCCGUCUACUGGCCUAGAGGCAACUCCGCCGUAGAGCGCUUCAACAAAACGUUCAAGUCGUGGAUCACAGAGUGUCCACCAGCAGCGUUCAUUGACGAGGUACGCAAGAGCCUGGCGGUGUAUCGAGCCACCCCACACACGACAACUGGGAAGUCACCGUCAGAGCUCCUGCAUGGACGACAGAUGAGGCUGAACCUGCCUGUCAUUCAGCCGUCAACACCAGGAGCCGACAGUGUGGCGUCUCGAGUUCGACGCCGACAGCAGUCCAACAAGAGGUCCUACGACCGCCGCCGUAACGUGACGACGCCGCGCAUCACUGAGGGUGACUACGUCUGCGUGAGACGGCAGGGACACCGCUCGAAGACGUCCUGUCGGUUCACGUCUCCGGUGCGAGUCACUGGGCGCGUCGGUCCCGCAACGUACCGUCUGGCUGACUGCCGGGCCUGGAACGCCGCCCAUCUGGCCCGUCUCCCAUACGCGCCGGCGUCUCCCUCAGCAUCUCCCCCCGCUGGGCCCGGCGAGACCACGUCGACCGCCACGACUUCCGAGGCCGACGCCGCUGGCCCUCUGACCUCGCUCGCCGCUGCUUCUCGCCCGUCGACCGAGACAGCUUGCGAGCCGUCGCCGGACGCCGCCGAUGUGAGCGUGCAGCGUCCCAGGCGAAGCGACCGUGCCUGUAGACGACCGGACUACUACGUGUCGCAGUGA